Pongo pygmaeus (Bornean orangutan) is the source of this 2061-nucleotide messenger RNA. RefSeq names its product flavin adenine dinucleotide synthetase 1 (gene FLAD1). Gene Ontology annotation, molecular function: FMN adenylyltransferase activity. The record is from RefSeq and is a predicted model, not a curated record. Lineage: Eukaryota; Metazoa; Chordata; Mammalia; Primates; Hominidae. Gene Ontology annotation, biological process: FAD biosynthetic process. The transcript is spliced from 9 exons. The coding region runs from base 521 to 1987 and encodes 488 amino acids.
AAUCGCCAUUCAAUGUCAGCUAGGUGUAAGGCGGGACUUUAAGUACGGAAGCUGCCCCGGGACAAGAGGAAAGGAACAAGGGAAAGACCCGGUGAAGGGGCAGAACAGGCAGGUUCCCUCGACCCAGGACCCCCUGUUCCCAGGCUAUGGCCCCCAGUGCCCUGUAGACCUGGCGGGCCCCCCGUGCUUGCGACCCCUAUUUGGGGGUCUGGGUGGCUACUGGAGGGCCUUGCAGAGGGGCAGAGAAGGCAGGAACAUGACAUCUAGGGCCUCUGAACUUUCCCCGGGGCGCAGCGUGACGGCUGGCAUCAUCAUUGUUGGAGAUGAGAUCCUUAAGAUAGUCUCACUCUGUUGCCCAGGCUGGAAUGCAUUGGUGGGACCUCAGCUGACUGCACCUCCACCUCUCGCGUUCAAGCAGUUCUCAUGCCUCAGCCACCCGAAUAGUGGGAACUACAGUCCAGGCCCCUCAGCAGCCUGAGGUGGUGUCCUUCAAAGAGCAGAGCACUGCAUCAUCAGGUGGAUGGAGCCAUCAUCUUCAACCCCUCCCCUUCAUCCCUACAGUACUGAUGGCCUCAUCCUCCCCUUCAACCCCCAGGGACACACUCAGGACACCAACACCUUCUUUCUGUGCCGGACACUGCGCUCCCUAGGGGUCCAGGUUUGCCGAGUCUCAGUUGUACCUGAUGAGGUAGCCACCAUUGCAGCUGAGGUCACCUCUUUCUCCAACCGCUUCACCCAUGUCCUCACAGCAGGGGGCAUCGGCCCCACUCAUGAUGAUGUGACCUUUGAGGCAGUGGCACAGGCCUUUGGAGAUGAGCUGAAGCCACACCCUGAGUUGGAAGCAGCCACCAAAGCCCUAGGAGGGGAAGGCUGGGAGAAGCUGUCAUUGGUGCCCUCCUCUGCCUGCCUGCAUUACGGCACAGAUCCUCGCACUGGUCAUCCCUUCAGAUUCCCUCUGGUCUCCGUCCGAAACGUCUACCUCUUCCCAGGCAUUCCAGAGCUGCUGCGGCGGGUGCUGGAGGGGAUGAAGGGACUGUUCCAAAACCCAGCUGUUCAGUUCCACUCAAAGGAGCUAUAUGUGGCUGCGGAUGAAGCCUCCAUCGCCCCCAUUCUGGCUGAGGCCCAGGCCCACUUUGGACGUAGGCUUGGCCUGGGUUCCUACCCUGACUGGGGCAGCAACUACUAUCAGGUGAAGCUGACUCUAGACUCAGAGGAAGAAGGAUCCCUGGAGGAAUGCCUGGCCUACCUGACUGCCCGUUUGCCCCAGGGAUCGCUGGUUCCCUACAUGCCCAACGCCGUGGAGCAGGCCAGUGAGGCUGUAUACAAACUCGCUGAAUCAGGGUCUUCUUUGGGGAAAAAGGUGGCAGGUGCCCUACAGACCAUUGAGACCGCCCUGGCUCAGUACAGCCUCACCCAGCUCUGUGUGGGCUUCAACGGGGGCAAAGACUGCACUGCCCUCCUGCACCUCUUCCAUGCAGCUGUGCAGAGGAAAUUACCUGAUGUUCCAAACCCCCUCCAGAUCCUGUAUAUCCGCAGCAUCUCCCCUUUCCCUGAGCUGGAACAAUUUCUACAGGACACUAUCAAGAGGUAUAAUCUGCAGAUGUUGGAAGCUGAGGGCAGCAUGAAGCAGGCCCUGGGUGAACUGCAGGCACGGCACCCCCAGCUGGAGGCUGUCCUUAUGGGCACCCGCCGGACUGACCCCUACUCCUGUAGCCUCUGCCCUUUCAGCCCCACUGACCCAGGCUGGCCUGCAUUCAUGCGCAUCAACCCGCUGCUGGACUGGACCUACAGAGACAUCUGGGAUUUUCUGCGUCAGCUGUUUGUCCCAUACUGUAUCCUGUAUGACCGAGGAUACACAUCACUGGGGAGUCGGGAGAAUACCGUGCGGAACCCAGCCCUGAAGUGCCUGAGCCCAGGAGGACACCCCACAUACCGUCCAGCCUAUCUACUGGAGAACGAAGAAGAGGAGCGGAACUCCCGCACAUGACCUCCCACCCUAGGAGGGAGGGAAGGACGCUGUCCUAGAGUAUAACCUGGCAAUAAACCGUGCCUCUCACUGUG